Messenger RNA from Cynoglossus semilaevis (tongue sole), 1266 nucleotides. RefSeq names its product proline rich 15 like b (gene prr15lb). The transcript has 2 exons. NCBI's taxonomy places the organism in Eukaryota, Metazoa, Chordata, Actinopteri, Pleuronectiformes, Cynoglossidae. The record is from RefSeq and is a predicted model, not a curated record. Bases 205 to 540 code for a protein of 111 amino acids.
GUAGGGUGUGUGUAACUAGACUGCUCUAUGUGCAGUGAUAAUGUGAGAGAGCAGAAGCACAAAGGAAGAGAUGCUGCACCUGUUCAUGAUCACCUGAGGACUAAACCAGAGGACCUCUAGAAGAAUGGUGGUGCAGUAUCACAUCUGACAGAAUCUCCUUCACUGAGCUUAUUGUCAACAAGGUCAGUCAUUCAUUCUGGGGAUAUGGCUGAACCAAGCUGGUGGAAGCUGACCUUCUCACGCAAGAAGAAGUCAGAAUCCAAGGUUUUGUAUGAGAUUCCAACCGAGUAUGGCAGUAACACUGGACACAAAGAGCACUCGAGCAAUAACUCCCCAGCGGAUCAAACUGAGAGCCAGUUCAACGCCAGGUUAGAGAAGAUUGUGGAUAAAUCUGCCACCAAGGGGCGUCACGUCAAGGUCUCUCACUCUGGGCGCUUCAAGGAGAAAAAGAAGAUUCGUGCCACACUGGCCGAGAACCCCAGCCUGUUUGCAGAGCACACCCUCAGUGACGAGAAACAUAAAAAACAGACUGACAAAUAGAGAACAACACCGUGUUUAUUAAACCUGUGUCAUACAUCAGUGUCGCAUUUUUGAAAGUUGAAAAAAGUUGGAUGAUACAAUAGGUGCAAUACUGUGUUGCAGCACACACAAACAUACAGCCUGUGUGGUGGUGUAUAAACACUUGUAACCAGGCACCACACCCAAGUAGAUACUGUCACUAAUGGAGUCACACCCACACAAACAGCUCUUGUACUAUCAAAGUGGACAAGAAUAAAACAUUGACAGGGAAGAAGGGAAGGGCAAUGAAAUGAUAAUGGAGUUUUUAUUGAUGUAGAAAAUGUUUGAACAGAACAGCGAUAGCUUUUAUACUUUAGAUAAAAAAACUUCAGUGAAGGACAAAACGUUUACCUACCCUCAAAAAUCAACAUUGCAAGAGUAAUUUAAGUUUUUAUUUUUUAAAUUAUAAUACAACAGCGUUAUAAUUACAGUGGCAUUUUGUAUUUUGUUCAGUCAAUGCACAAAAAAGUAUGUGUUUUUUGGUAGAAAACCAAAGGACAUUACUACAUUUUUACAUUUUUACUAUGCUUUUGUAACUAGCACACAGAAAUGUAAUUGUGAUGACUGCAUCUGAGGCAUUUUUAAAAAAUAUCCUACAAAAUUGCUCACAGUAAAAAAAAACUGUUCACAUGCUCUUUUUCUGAAUUCCUUUAAAAAGAAACAAACUAUUUUUGUUUUUAAUAAAAGUUGUGUUGGAGUGAGAAGCUA